AUGUCACCUGAGGAUACACAAAAGACAUCAGGAAGCUCUGAUGUGAUUGUUUGGAAGGAUCGAGCCGAAACUACCGGAACCUCUCAAUACAAUCAUGAGUCAUUCACAUCAGAAGUCGGCCUGGAUAUUUCGCUUUUUCCAACUCCCAUUACCAUCCCACCUUCUCUAGUGCCGCUCGUAGAUGAGAUCACCGGCCGGGGGAGAACAAUAUCAUUAUUCACCCCAGACCCUUGUCUUCCACAUCCGAGCCAGUCGUCUCAAAACUCACAGACGCUCUACACGGAGACUACCAUCAGUACUUCGUUACUACCAUCACAGAGGUCUCGGAUCAGACCUGUUUAUACGACCAAUACUCUCAAGGAGCGUGCAGAGUAUGAGGCUAGUCGAAUCAAACAUCAGGUCAAGACUCUCGCACAAUCAGGACAAACAUGCUUCAUCCACCGCUCUCAAACAAGCAACUCCACUGCACUACUCGAUGCUUUCGCUGCUUGCUCCCUGUACGCAACACGGAACUCAGCCAAUUCAUCUCUUGUUGUGUCAGAGAUUUCGCGGCGAGUGGAGCUACUGAUACAAGCUACAGACACAGCAAUCGCUUUAUAUCCGUUGAGCCCUCAAUCAACUAUGAAUCUUGACGUUCUACCCUCCGUCCAGGCCAUGCUGAUGUAUCAGUGCAUGCGACUAUUCUCGGGUGACAGCUCACAGCAGGAACAAGCUGAGCAGGACGCCAAGUCGCUGAACAAAUGGAUUGAUAUCUUGCAACCACACAAGCCGGAAUCUCCCUCGAGCAGUUCAAAGACUGAUCACUCCUGGCUAACCUGGGUCCGAGCAGAGAGCGUCCAACGGACAAUGAUCUUUGCAGACCUUGUCGAGAGUAUUUACACGUUUCUCAGAUUCGGCUGGUAUCAGCCGAGUCUAAGGCUGGGCGAGCUAAGCUUCAUAGGCAACGCGAGCAUAUGGAACGCAAAGUCACUGACAGAGUGGCGACAAGCCGGAGAGCAACAGACCUGCCUCAUAUUGGAGAUGUCGAGGUUUCAGGACAAUGUUAAGGGGGUUUCUUUGGACGACCUUGAUGAAUUGGGGAUUAUGAUAUUGGUUAUUUAUGAGGGCUUUGAGGUGCUGAGGGGGUGGGCGGGUGAUGAUAAGAAGAUGCUCAAGAAAUGGGGCUUGAGCUCUGGAGGUAAUAAUCCUUUUGAAUAG
Molecule: messenger RNA, 1197 nt
Organism: Fusarium fujikuroi IMI 58289
Lineage: Eukaryota; Fungi; Ascomycota; Sordariomycetes; Hypocreales; Nectriaceae
Exons: 1
Coding region: 1-1197 (398 amino acids)
Source: RefSeq, a predicted model, not a curated record